Molecule: messenger RNA, 854 nt
Organism: Ectocarpus siliculosus
Lineage: Eukaryota; Phaeophyceae; Ectocarpales; Ectocarpaceae
Source: the annotation of a GenBank genome assembly
GAGUGUUCCGUAUUCCAAACCAACGUCAACAGCAGGCUAGACUUCGCCUACCUAGCACACAGCAUGAUGUCUUUCCUGAAGGUGCUCUUGCUGGCCCUGGCUCUCGUGGCUAGCGUCUUGGCGGGGACGACGCCGGAGGGGAAGGCGUUCCUCGCCGCCAACAAGGACAAGGAGGGCGUCGUCGAGACCGCCUCUGGCCUGCAGUACAAGGUCCUCAAGUCAGGGGAGGCAGGGGGCAAGACUCCCCUGGUCGGCACCAAGUGCUUGUGCCACUACAGGGGGACCACCAUCACCGGAGAGGAGUUCGACAGCUCCUUCAAGCGAGGAAAGCCGACCGCGUUUGCGCCCAACCAGGUGAUCAAGGGCUGGACAGAGGCUAUGCAAAUGAUGAAGGAGGGCGACCACUGGGAACUCUACAUUCCCUCCGAACUCGCCUACGGCGAUAGCAAGCGAUCGGCGCUCAUCACCCCGGGGGCCGUCCUUGUCUUCGAGCUCGAGCUCAUUGAAGUGCAAGGGCCUGCAGCUCCCGUGUCCGCCGAGCUAUAGGCGCAUCGACCAUGCGUCCAACACGGACACGCGGCAGUUAUGUAGAAUCUAGCAAGCGAGAGAGGCGUUAUAUUUUUGGCGUAUUAUCGUGUUUGCCUUGCAGUUGCCUAGACGGUUGAGAGCAACAAGAGGGGAACAGACAGCUACGUGGCUGGGAGCUUUUGGCCAGCCCCUUCCUGCGACCAGCUGCGCAAAGUUGUAAAUGACGAAAAGUAGUAGGUCGAAUCAUGUGGUCAAAGACAAACGUCAUCAAAGACAGUCGAAACGACUUCUCGGAGAUUUCACACACCUGUGUGUGGAAUCUGUGC